AUGAUUAAGGAAAUGGAGACUUUCGCCGCCCGUCUCGCCAGCUUUGAUCUGGUUCUCCAUCCCGAACGACGACGGACAUCGAGCGCAAAGUCCGUCAAGCCGAUAUCUUGGCCUCAUAGUAGGCCGUCGCCUGCAGAGCUAGCGCAUGCAGGAUUCUACUACAAUCCCUACGAGACCAACCCCGAUAACACAACAUGCUACUUAUGCCAGCGCGCGCUCGACGGGUGGGAAUCGGAGGAUAACCCGAUUACUGAGCACCUUAAACACUCAAAGGAUUGCGGAUGGGCUAUUAUGAUGGACAUCGAGCAGCACAGCUCAAAUCCCGCUGAAAUUGAAGAUCCAACAAGCGACAGGAUAGCGCAGGCAAGACAAGCCACUUUUGGCGAUCAAUGGCCGCACGAUGGCAAGCGGGGCUGGGUUUGCCAGUCUGAAAAGAUGGUGGAAGGGGGAUGGUACUUUUGUCCGACUGAGGAGAGCAAUGAUUUAGCCAGUUGUGCUUACUGUAAACUGUCUCUCGACGGAUGGGAACCCAAAGAUGACCCUUUUGAGGAGCACUACCGACGAUCAGCGGAUUGUUCGUUCUUUGUCUUUGCACAGCCUCCUGGCAAGAAGUCAAAAUCUUCUCGAUCAAAAAAGUCGCGCGUUUCAAAAGCGUCGUCUCGUCUCUCGACCCAGUCUACAGUAUCGGAAGCGCCCAUGACCGCGCUUGACAACCAAAUGGAUGAGGAUGAUAUUCCUCAGCCGCCAACAAAAACGAAAGCCCCCAAGAAGUCAUCGAAAUCCAAAUCGAAGACCUCGAAAUCUAAGAAGGAUGAUACCUUGGAGCCUGAUAACCAGAUGGAUUUAGACACCAUGGAAUAUGCCCAACCCGAACCUGCCAAGCCCAAGCGGACCAGAGGCAAGAAAAGGUCUAGCGAGGAAAUGGACCCAGAAGAGUCUAACAUAGCUAUUGCUGAGGUUAUUCAUCAAUCCGAACCUCCGACCAAGAAGAGAGCGACAAAGUCGCGCAAUAGUGCUACUCAGCGAGAAGACAGCACUCGCGGUGACGUUGCUAUUGCAGAUGUACAUGAGGCGGACGAAGAGGCCUUGCUCGAAGCUGAAGCUAAGAAAGGGCGUGCGACCACCAAGAAGAAGACAUCUUCCAAAAGUCGGAAGGUUUCAGAGGAUUCAUUGGUAGAAAAGGCAGCUCUGGAAACUCGCUUACCGCGAGAUUCCGAGAUGGAUGCAGCAAUUGAAGCCGAACUCGAAGCCGGGGAGCCUAUGGUUGAAGAGCCUCCGGCGGAAACACACAAGUCUUCGAAGAAAUCGAAGUCCAAAAAGAAAACAAAGAAGGCAGCAGAAGAGCCACCCAUGGUGCAGCAUGAUAUUGUCGAGCGAAACGAAGAGCAAGAGUUGCGUCGAGUCGACGACGAUGAAUUUAUUUAUAGGCGGACUAGUGACAUUCAGUUGCCAGCCGAGCAGCCGAAACCAGCUAAAUCCGCUACCAAGCAGAAAACCUCAAAAGAAGAAAGGCUUUCAGAAAAGAAAACAUUUGAGUCACCUAGGAGUCGCCCAGCAACUAUAGUUGACUUGCCAGAAGUUGACGCUGAAGCUGAUCGCAGGCACCAAGGGUCUUUCGUGUCGGUGGAGGUAACAGCAAGGGAUCCAGAGCAAGACUUCGAACCCGAAAAGAGAGAUAGUGGCUCUCAAAUGAAGAAGGCGACCAAGAAGUCCUCGACCAGCAAAGCGAAGAAAACUAGUCACGCAAGGGCCACAUCUCCAGAGUCUGGAACUCCUGCAUCCGAAAGGCCUGAUACAAGGCAUAGUUUGAAGCCGGAGGCACCUUUGCAACCCGAACAAAAAACAAUUUCUCCUCACAGUCAAGACCAAGUACAAGAGCAAGAGCUGGAGCCAGAAUCGGAACCAGAGCUAGUGCAAGACCCUGAAGACGACAUAGAGCAAGAUAGGGAGGUAGACCCGGAGCCGGAGCCGCACCUGGAAGUCAACGAAACGCCUGUCCGUCGCCGGUCAUCCAAAGUCCCGCCGAAGACGGCUGAGAGAUUCAGCGACAUCCCCCAAGAGAAGCAAUUUGCCAAGUCGAUUGCGGAAACUCGAACGCCGAAUUCCCAUAAAGUGCCACAAGCUAGAAUACACUCUAGCCGACAGGAAAGCGAUGCGGUGUCGCCUCUUCCUUCCACUUCGAAGAGUUCGCCAUCUUCAUCGCCCCAGUCUUCCGAUGCUGAGAACCAACCUCCAACCAUACAACUAUCGGCUCCAAGGGCGCAACUAGCAUCACCGUCCAAGGAGAAAACGGUUCGAAUUCCCUUGGCAACCAGUACGCCCUCGCCGUCCAAACGAAAUGCGGACUCUGGCGCACUCAGGAGCUUACACCCCUGGACACCUAUUGACAUAGACGAAAUUCUCUACGCCUCAAUGAGCGAUAAGGAGAACGUGGAUGUAGGGGCUGCUCUGAACAGUAUCAAAGGAGAUCUUACAAGUCCCGAGAAGAAGAUGACUGUAGAAGAGUGGGUUUACUGGCAUGCUCGGAACGGAGAAGAAAAGCUCAAGCGCGAAUGUGAGAGAUUGGUCAGUCAGUUCGAGAAGGAAGGGGCCAGAGCGAUGCGCGCACUGGAAGGGAUCGAGUGCAUUGAUUGA
Aspergillus fischeri NRRL 181 is the source of this 2634-nucleotide messenger RNA. Its product is annotated as baculoviral IAP repeat-containing protein. The transcript is spliced from 4 exons. Lineage: Eukaryota; Fungi; Ascomycota; Eurotiomycetes; Eurotiales; Aspergillaceae. The coding region runs from base 1 to 2634 and encodes 877 amino acids. The record is from RefSeq and is a predicted model, not a curated record.